Messenger RNA from Cadophora gregata, 1384 nucleotides. RefSeq lists its product as uncharacterized. The record is from RefSeq and is a predicted model, not a curated record. Lineage: Eukaryota; Fungi; Ascomycota; Leotiomycetes; Helotiales; Ploettnerulaceae. The coding region runs from base 454 to 1161 and encodes 235 amino acids. The transcript is spliced from 5 exons.
CUUUUCUUCCACUUUCUCAAGGAAACUUUAAAACUCUUGUGCACGAUAUCUGACAAGUUUUCCGGCACAGGCUCAGACAUCAGGACAAUCAUGAAUAAACAUCUCAAACACCCAAAUCCACUGUCAACAUGUCGUGAAUUAAGACCAAUACAGAGGUUCGAAAAGGCCAAGAUCGAGAAAUCAAUCCCUGUUUCUUCGCAUUCCCAUUCGGAAACUUCUCACUCGCACAAGCGAGAUGCCAUAAACAUCAGCGCUAGCUUACAAGUCAGAUCAGCAAAGCUACACAUGUACGUAACGACACAUGCCUAAAGAUAUCUCAAAUCAAGGCGGAAUUAAGUAUAAGUAUAUUUCUCUCAGACUAUUUUCACUUUCUUGAUUUCAUGAUCUCAUCAUUCACCUUCAAACCCUAAGAGCCAACCGUUCCUCCCGGGGUCUCCUCACAGUCUCCUCACAAUGCCGCCAUUCACCGUCCUCCCGGGCACACCCUCCGACCUGGACGAGAUGGUCACCAUAUGGGUUCAAGCCAUGGAUGCAGAUCCAUUCUGGAAGACAUGGAUGGGAUCUAUGACUGAAUCUCAGAUCUUCGAGUGGACGAGGGAGAAUCUGAGGUAUAGGAUUGUGACGGGUGUUGAGUUGGGUGUGAUGCAGACUUGGAAGGUAGUUGAUGAGGAGAGUGGAAAAAUAGCUGCUUGGACUGGGCUGUCGUUUCCCUGGCCAGAGAGCCUGACGGAUGAGGAACGGGCUUCUUUGACUUCAGCUUGGUCACCACCUGAGGGAGGCAAUUGGCCAAUCCGAAACUGGUAUAUUGAAAAUGUUGGUCCCAUGGUCAAAGCCGCAGGCUACGAUCAGUCCAAACACUUCCUCCGACAAGGCAGCAUGGUCCUCCCAUCUUACCAACGCCGUGGGCUAAUGACGCUGCUCACCCAAAAAUGCAACUCCAUCUCCGACGCCCACGGCGCACCAACCUACGUGAACGCCCGACCUGGUGCAGCGAAAAUGCUGUACAAUCUGGGCUUUGAAGUUUGUUCGGUUAGGGAUGCGGAGCUGGGCGAGUUUGAUGAGAAGUUGAGAGGGAAGGGGGAGUUGGAGAAUGGGGAGACGAGGUUUUGCGCGAUGAGGAGGGAGGUGAGUGCGAGGGGGGAGAGGAGGGUGUUGAAGUGAGCGGUGUGAGGUGUAAGGUGUGAGCUGUGAGGUGUGAGGUGUGAGGUGUGAGGUGCGAGGGGCGAGGGGGAUAAAUUUCAGAGACGGUCCAGGGGAUAAGAUGGGAAGGUUGGUGAAGAGAGGUUGAUGUAUGGAUUUGUUUCUAUACUUAUACAGUAUGAAAUUGCCAUGUCCUUUUCCUUCGUCUAUGCUUUAGAUUAUGCUCGCUUUCAGAUAAAUAGAA